CGUGCGUGUGUGGACAGCAGCGACGGCACGGUGGGUGUUGGAUCUCCUCCACUGCCCACGAAUCUACGCCCACAGCCCACAGCCAUGAGUCGCUGGCAUGGCGCCACCUCCACAACCAUUGACAUGGUCGUGCUUCUUCUUCUUCCCUGCAAAUCUCCUAGCUAGCCACCUGCCUCUGGGUGUGUGUGUCUGCAUGGAUAAAUCAUGAAUGGAUUGCUGGAUUCGAUGCUGUGGAUGAGCUUCCCCUCCCUCUAUCCGAUCCGUCACUCCACCGCUCCCCUAGCUUCUCCCUAUCCACCGUCUCCUCCUACCUCGCCUCAGCUAGCUAGCACCACUAGAAUCUAGUACCAGAAUUGCUAUUUCAGCUGGGCGACUCUCCCAAUCUCGAUCCAUUCCUUCCGAUUCUUGCCUGGUCGAUCGAUCGCGGGACCGGCCUGCGCGUUGAUGCGUGCAAGCGAUCUGGUUGUGGAAGAUGAAGAAGAGCAGUAAUCUCGAGGCCUUCCUCCACGCCGCCACGCCCCUGCUCCCAUGGCGCUCCACCACAAUGGAACGUUUCCAGGGCGCGCCGAGCAGCGUGUGGCAGCAGCCGGACGGCAAGAGCAAGGACGCGGUGGAGUACUUCGCACUGUCCGACCUCUGGGAGCACUACGCCGAGAGCAGCGCCUACGGGCUCGCCGUGCCCGUCCGGGACGCCGGUGACCGGGCCGUGGUCACCACCCAGCACUUCGUCCCCUACCUCUCCGCCGUCCAGCUCUACACCGCCACAAAGCCCACCACUCACACCCUCGGCGCCACCUCCAGGAGCACGGGUAGUGAGACAGAUUCAUGGAGCGACGACAGCGUGGGCGAUCGGUUCGCCGGCUCCGGCUCCUCCUCCUGGGACGCUGCGUCUGACGAAGACGAUUCUUCCUCCACCUACGACGGCACCGGCUCCACCGGCGUCUCAGCGAAGCAGAGUGGGUACCUGAACUUCCAGUACAGGGAGUGGGACUCGCCCUACGAGAGGGUGCCGCUGGCUCACAAGGUGGCGGAGCUGGCCCAGGAUUACCCGUGCCUGACGUCCCUCAGCAGCGCGGAGCUCUCGCCGUCCAGUUGGAUAUCCGUGGCAUGGUACCCAAUCUAUCACAUUCCUGCUCAUGUCAACCUGAAGGGUACCUCCGCCUGCUUCCUCACCUACCAUUCCAUCUCAUCGGUCUUCCAAGACAACAUACAUAGCGGACCGGCGCACGAUGAUGGUGAGAUCGCGGCGCUCUCGCCGUUCGGGCUGGCAACAUACAGGAUGCAAGGCGACCUAUGGAAGAGACCAGGGUCAUCAGACCAUAGGAGGCUGUCUGAGCUUCACUGGGCGGCGGCCUCCUGGUUGAAGCAAGUCGGUGCACACCACCCCGACUUCACCUUCUUCACAUCUUCACACCGUCGAUAACACGGUACCCCGCCGAUGCCUUGUGUGUUUCGAUGGCAUUGCACCGGGCAAUGUGAAGAUAUGGCACCAAGAACUUCAUGUAGGAUUUGAUAGAACAACAUGAACUGGAGUUUCUUCUUUCUGAACUUGCAAGAAGAUACAGUAACUUGUUGCAUCGACCUUGUGGAUCGGAUUAAGUGUCAGACAGCAUGCUCUGUUUUUUGCUCGUCGACGGGCAUGUUAUAGCUGCAACACAACAUUUUCAAAGAAUUGCAGCUCCUGAAAUGUGACCUCAAUGCAUAUAGUUUAACAAUCCACCUGGUAUUACCUGUUGGGCUUUGAGUGUACUUCACUGUCUUAACGACAUUCAGCAACCUGUACAUAUAUAGCACGUAAGUACGGUUUUUAUUCA
Messenger RNA from Triticum dicoccoides, 1814 nucleotides. RefSeq lists its product as uncharacterized. The transcript has 6 exons. NCBI's taxonomy places the organism in Eukaryota, Viridiplantae, Streptophyta, Magnoliopsida, Poales, Poaceae. The coding region runs from base 473 to 1423 and encodes 316 amino acids. The record is from RefSeq and is a predicted model, not a curated record.